Molecule: messenger RNA, 2649 nt
Organism: Stomoxys calcitrans (stable fly)
Lineage: Eukaryota; Metazoa; Arthropoda; Insecta; Diptera; Muscidae
Gene: Sdr
Product: insulin-like receptor
Exons: 10
Coding region: 23-2509 (828 amino acids)
Molecular function (GO): protein binding
Source: RefSeq, a predicted model, not a curated record
AGAAAAGAAUAUCGCCCGCAUAAUGCCUCGUCUGUGGCAGUGUUGCCUUUUUAUUGUAACAUUCGGCAUUGUACUUGUAGCCGGUCAAAAAGAGCCCAAUAUUUGUAAAUCCAUUACAGUGAAAACAAUUCAAGAUUUUGAGAAAUUGAAAAAUUGCUCCAUUAUUGCCGGUCAUGUUCAAAUAGCUGCAUUGGAUUUUACCCCCGAAACUUUGGCCAAUUUGAAACCUUUACCAAUUGAAGAAAUAACCGAAUAUUUGUUGGUAUAUCGUGUUAAUGGUUUGGAUACGCUGGAGCGAUUAUUUCCAAAGCUAUUGGUUAUACGCGGCAUCAAACUGCUAUACGAUAAGUACGGUUUAGUGAUACUUGAAAAUCGCAAUUUGGAAAAUAUUGGAUUGGUGGAACUACUGAGAGUAUUUCGUGGUUCCAUACGCAUCGAAUCAAAUCCAUUGCUUUGCUAUGCCCACACCAUCAAUUGGGUUUCGAUUUUGGGCAAUCGGAGUAAAAAAUAUCAUUAUAUUUUGAAUAACAAUAAACCACCCAAUUUUUGUCCUUUGUUUUAUGGACCUAAUCCUUCGGACGAAGAACGUCAUCGACAAUGUUGGUCUCUUGGAAAGUUUCAACGCCAUCCUAUGGCCAAUUACACAUACCCAUGUUUAGCCGAGUGUCCCAACAAGAAAUGCAAUGAAAAGGGAAAGUGUUGCAGUGACAAUUGUUUGACUGGUUGUAAUGAUGAAAAUUGUAAAGUAUGCAUUGGUAUUACCAAUGGCAAGAAAUGCAUUCGAAAUUGUAUGCCACCAAAUGCUUUGGCUUUUGGUAGACAAUGUGUGCCAUAUUGUCAUAAAUAUAACCUUUUACGAUUUGGUUCGGAAUGCGUUGAUAAAUGUCCGGCGUUAUAUCAAUCUAUUCGAGAAAAUGAUGGAGAGGAAACCUGUACAUUGAACUGUAGUGGUAAUUUCACCAUAAAAUCCUCCGAAGACCUCAAAGGCUUCGAAGACUGUGGCAUACUUGAGGGAUCAUUAACUAUUGAGCUUACAGAUAUUAAAAAAACAAGUACAAAUGAUCUGGAUAUAGCUUUUGCCAAUCUUCGUGAGAUUAAAGGCUAUUUAAAAAUUGUGCGCUCACCCCAAUUGGUUUCUUUGCAUUUCUUUAAAAACUUACAUACCAUAGCUGGAAAUUACCUAGCGGAGGAUAAAUAUUCAUUUUACGUUGUAAACAAUCAUCAUUUGGAGAAUCUAUGGAAUACCAAUCAAAAAGUCUCCAUACCCAGGGGUCAUGUCUACUUCCACUUGAAUCCUCGUUUGUGUUAUGACAAAAUCGAAGACUUGAAACCACAACUCAAGGAAGCCGAUUUAACGGUUACCGAUGCUUCAAGAAAUUCCAAUGGCGAACAAGUUUACUGUGAAAGUAUUAUCAGUGAAUUGAAUGCCACCAUAGAUGCGGUUAAUGCCCAUGAAGCUCGAGUCCUUAUAGAAUAUCUGUCACCCGAAGCAUUGACACCUUUAAUUGGUUACAUUUUCUAUUAUAAAGAAGCACCGAAGCGUAAUAUAACCAACUACGAUAAUCGCCAUGGAUGUGGUCAUGAUAAUUGGUUCGUGGAUACGGCACCCAGCAAACAAAGACGUCACAUCCUAAGAAAUUUGAGACCCUAUACCCAGUAUGCGUAUUUUGUCAAAACCUUAACCAUCAGCAAUUACCAUUAUCAAGUGGAUGCUUCAUCAGACAUACAAUAUUUUCGUACAACACCAGCCAGGCCCGGGCCAUUGCAGAAAAUUUAUUAUCGAUCAUUGUCACCCAAUGAAAUUGAAAUACAUUGGUGGCCACCUCGCAUCACAAAUGGUGCAAUAGAAAAGUACACUAUUAAAUACGAUGAGGUUGUUUCAAAUCGCAGUUCGGACACCUUUAACGAAAAAUCUCAAACACAACCAGCAACCCAUUAUGAGUUUUGCCAUUGUCCCACAAUCGAUCCGGAAUUAAGUGGACCCAUGCCCGUGGAUGACGAUUAUUUUCAACGAGAACAAAUGGUCUAUGACGAGUCCAUGUACAAUUUCAUUUAUGUACCCUCAAAAGCUAAAAAAGCCAAUAAAACCGUUUCAUUGGAAGAAGUCCAGGAAAACUUUCAGCGUGUCCAUGAGGAAAUGUUCAAUACCUCCAUCAAGGAACAGGAUCAUGGUAAAAAUGAUUUCAACAUUAGCAUUCCUUUGCCAGUGUGUAAUGUCAGAAAUCCCAGCAUGGCCUAUAAGGUGGAGAACAAUUGUCAGGAAAUGGAAAAUAUUGAAAAAGAUCUAGAACUCCCAUCUACCAUACACACAUAUACGUUGAAAAAUUUAAAGCCUCAUACCACCUAUCGCAUACGCAUGCGUGCCUGCGUAGAGGGUUUGGUUAAUGGCUGUGGUCCCGAAACAACGGUUUGGGCGGAGACUGUAAGCGAACAUUUUGUUCAGAUAUUGCAAAGUCUUAAUCUCACUCCAGUGUUAAACGACAAGAGUUUGGGAGUAUUACAAAAUUAAUAGAAAGUGUGUGUGAGAGAGAAGAUAGGGAGAGAAAGAGAGGGAGAGAUAAAGUAAGGUUUUUUGAAAUUAUUGUGAUGUAUUUAUAUACGAAAGCACAGUGUAUUAGAGAACUCAAUAAAUUGUGAUUAUUAUGACAA